AUGUCACUACUCAAGGUAACAGCUCUUCUUCCCAAACCUUGUUUCACUACCACCCUCAAUUCUCUAGAAUGUGGAAGCUUGCUGCAAUCCUUCUCCAAUUCCAAAUCCUUAACUCAAGCCCAGCAACUCCACGCACACGUCACCACCGGCGGAAACCUCCGCCACAACACCUAUCUCGCCACCAAGCUUGCUGCAUGCUAUGCCGCCUGCGGCCACAUGCCCCAUGCCCAACUCAUCUUCGACCAAAUUGUGCUAAAGAAUUCGUUUCUCUGGAACUCCAUGAUCAGGGGCUACGCCUGCCACCACUCUCCCACUAAGUCCCUUGUUCUCUACCGUGAAAUGUUGCGUUUUGGACAGAAGCCAGACAAAUUCACCUACCCUUUUGUCCUGAAGGCCUGUGGGGACCUUCUGCUUCGCGGAAUUGGUAGAAAGGUUCACGCUUUGGUGGUAGUUGGUGGGUUGGAGGAGGAUGUUUACGUGGGGAACUCGAUACUAUCAAUGUACUUAAAGUUUGGUGACGUGGCAGCUGCGCAGGUGGUGUUUGAUAAAAUGCCUCUCAGGGACUUGACUUCUUGGAACACCAUGGUUUCGGGGUGUGUGAAGAAUGGUGAGACUCAGGGAGCUUUUGAGAUUUUUGGGGAGAUGAGAAGGGUUGGUGUUGUGGGAGAUGGGACCACCUUGCUUGCUCUUCUCUCCGCUUGCGGGGAUGUUAUGGAUUUGAAGGUGGGGAAAGAGAUUCAUGGUCAUGUUGUUAGAAAUGGUGGGAAUGGAAAAGUGUAUAAUGGGUUUUUAGUGAAUUCAAUUAUUGACAUGUACUGCAACUGUGAGUCUAUAUCUUGUGCAAGGAAGUUAUUUGAAGGGUUAAUAGUGAAGGAUAUUGUGUCGUGGAAUUCUUUGAUAUCCGGGUAUGAGAAACGUGGGGAUGCUUUUGAAGUUCUUGAGCUUUUUGGUCGGAUGGUUGAGGGAAGUGAAGUGCCGGAUGAGGUGACCGUGAUUUCAGUGCUUGGGGCUUGUAAUCAAAUCUCGGCUUUGCGGUUGGGCACGUCUGUUCAUUCGUAUGGUGUUAAGAGGGGCUAUGGAGUGAAUGUAGCUGUUGGAACUGCACUUAUUGGCAUGUAUGCUAACUGUGGGAGUUUAAUUUGUGCGUGUUGUGUGUUUGAUGAGAUGCCUGAGAAAAAUUUGGCUGUUUGGACUGUUAUGGUUACUGGAUUUGGAAUUCAUGGGAGGGGAAGAGAGGCCGUCUCCAUUUUUUACGAAAUGUUAGGUACAAAUGUAACUCCAGAUGAGGGCAUUUUCACUGCAGUUUUAUCUGCAUGUAGUCAUUCUGGAUUAGUGGAUGAGGGUAAAGAAAUUUUCUAUAAAGUUACUAGAGACUAUAAUGUAGACCCUGGACCCACUCAUUAUGCAUGUUUAGUGGAUCUACUUGGCAGAGCAGGGUACUUAGAUGAAGCAUAUGCAGUUAUACAGAGUAUGAAAUUAGAACCCAAUGAGGAUGUGUGGACUGCUCUUCUUUCAGCAUGCAGAUUGCAUCGGAAUGUCAAGUUAGCAGAGAUCUCGGCGCAGAAGCUUUUUGAAUUGAAUCCAAAUGGAGCGAGUGGCUAUGUUUGCCUUUCCAACAUCUAUGCUGCUGAGAGACGGUGGAAGGAUGUAGAAAAUGUGAGGGCAUUGGUGAAAAAAAGCAGAUUGAAGAAAGCACCUAGUUACAGUUUUGUUGAGCUAAAUAAAAUGUUUCAUCAAUUUUUUGUUGGGGAUACUUCCCACCAGCAGUCGGAUGAUAUUUACGCGAAAUUGAAAGACUUGAAUGAGCAGCUGAAGAAAGCUGGAUACAAACCUGACACUACUUCAGUUCUUUUCGAUGUUGAGGAGGAAAUAAAGGAGAAAAUGCUGUGGAAUCAUAGCGAGAGGUUGGCACUUGCUUUUGCCCUUAUUACCACUGCUCCGGGAACCACAAUCAGGAUAACCAAGAAUCUUCGUGUGUGUGGAGAUUGCCACACAGUAAUAAAAAUGAUUUCUAAGCUCACAGAUCGGGAGAUUAUCAUGCGAGAUAUAAGUAGGUUCCAUCAUUUUAGAGAUGGCUUAUGCUCAUGUGGUGGAUAUUGGUGA
This is a messenger RNA of Vigna unguiculata (cowpea), 2103 nucleotides long. Its product is annotated as putative pentatricopeptide repeat-containing protein At3g11460, mitochondrial pseudogene. The record is from RefSeq and is a predicted model, not a curated record. Lineage: Eukaryota; Viridiplantae; Streptophyta; Magnoliopsida; Fabales; Fabaceae.